AUGAGUCUGCGCGAGCGUGUUCCGCCGCAGUACCAGAAUGGCGAGGCUGCCAGGCGCGCCCCGGAUGACGACUCAGACGUCGAGGAGGAGGCCAUGGCGAACGACUACCGGGAGCAGGUCCAAUACGACGGCAUGGAGGACCUCGACCGCAUGCCCUCGAUCAACAGCAACCAGGACAUCCACGCGCAACUGCAGGCCGCGGCAACCCCCCUCGAAUUCCAGGCCACCCUAGAGACCAAGUUUGCGAGUUACGACAGCUACUGCAACCUCUUCCACUACAUCCUGAACUCCGAGGGUCCCGUCGACCUGGAAGUGCCAAACUACUACUGGGCCUGGGAUGUCAUCGACGAGUUCAUCUACCAGUUCAACAGCUUCUGCAGCUACCGCCAACGGGUCGCCCAGAAGAACGAGAACGAGGAGGAGAUUGCGCUCCUGCGCGAGAACCCAAACACAUGGGGCUGCUACAGUGUCCUCAACGUCCUGUACUCGCUCAUCCAGCGGUCACAGAUUAGCGAGCAGCUCGCGGCCAUGAAGCGGGGCGAAGACGCGAGUCUGUACGCUGGCGAGUACGGCAACAGGCCGCUUUACAAGAUGUUGGGAUACUUCUCCAUCAUCGGUCUGCUCCGCGUGCACUGCCUGCUCGGAGACUUCAGCCUGGCGCUCAAGACGCUCGACGACAUUGAGCUUAACAAGAAGGCCAUGUUCGCCCGUGUCAUGGCCGCACACUUCACCACAUACUACUACGUCGGAUUCUCGUACAUGAUGAUGCGACGAUACUCGGAUGCCAUCCGCAUGUUCAGCCACAUCCUCGUCUACGUCUCACGGACAAAGAACUUCCAGAAGAACGCACAGUACGACUCCAUCACCAAGAAGAACGACCAGAUGUACGCACUUGUCGCCAUUUGCGUAGCGUUCCAGCCCACCAGGCUCGAUGACACCAUUCACACUGCUCUGAGGGAGAAGUACGGCGAGCAGUUUAACAGGCUUCAGCGCGGUGGCCCUGAAUCUCUCCCUCUCUUCGAGGAGCUGUUCCGCACCGCCUGCCCCAAGUUCAUCAGCCCCACACCCCCCGACUUCGACAACCCAGAGGUCAACAUCGACCCCGUGGAGCACCACCUCCGCAUCUUCAUGGACGAGGUCAAGAACAACAUGAUGUCGCCCACCGUCAAGAGUUACCUCAAGCUCUACACAACCAUGGAUCUUAAGAAGCUCGCUGGAUUCUUGGAGGUUGAGCCAGAGAAGCUGAGGUGCUGGUUGCUUGUCAACAAGCAGAGGAGCAGGCAAAUAAGGUGGGCCGAGGGCGGUCUGCUGGAUGGUGAUAUCAUCCAAGCUAGCGAUCUCGACUACGCCAUGGAGGGCGACCUUAUUCACGUUUCAGAGGCAAAGGUCGGCAGGAGGCUUGUCGACUGGUACCUCCGCAACUUGGCCAGGACGUACUAG
This is a messenger RNA of Alternaria postmessia, 1440 nucleotides long. RefSeq lists its product as uncharacterized. NCBI's taxonomy places the organism in Eukaryota, Fungi, Ascomycota, Dothideomycetes, Pleosporales, Pleosporaceae. Gene Ontology annotation, cellular component: eukaryotic translation initiation factor 3 complex; cytoplasm. The transcript has 3 exons. The coding region runs from base 1 to 1440 and encodes 479 amino acids. The record is from RefSeq and is a predicted model, not a curated record. Gene Ontology annotation, molecular function: translation initiation factor activity. Gene Ontology annotation, biological process: translational initiation.